Messenger RNA from Emericellopsis atlantica, 2317 nucleotides. RefSeq lists its product as uncharacterized. NCBI's taxonomy places the organism in Eukaryota, Fungi, Ascomycota, Sordariomycetes, Hypocreales, Bionectriaceae. The coding region runs from base 101 to 2197 and encodes 698 amino acids. The record is from RefSeq and is a predicted model, not a curated record. Gene Ontology annotation, molecular function: zinc ion binding; transcription cis-regulatory region binding; DNA-binding transcription factor activity, RNA polymerase II-specific. Gene Ontology annotation, biological process: positive regulation of transcription by RNA polymerase II. Gene Ontology annotation, cellular component: nucleus. The transcript has 4 exons.
UGUACUUCCUGCAGAAGGCCCCGGGCUCCUGCAACCUUCAGUAGAUAGCAUCCCGGCCGCAGGUAGUCAUUUCGCACAUGAGAAGCCUCCACGCAGCGCAAUGAGGGCUAAGAGAUCAAGGGCAGGAUGCUCGCAAUGUCGCCGCUUGAGAAUCAAGUGUGACGAGCAAUAUCCAACAUGUCGCGAGUGCGUAAAGCGCGAUCGCGUAUGCAAUUUGUCAGAAUGUCGAUUUCGCAGCUUUGAGCCCCAGAGCGACACAAGAUCCGAGUCUGCUAUGUCUCGCGUCGCUGAUGGCCCUGACGCAUUUCUCCACGCAAGGAGUCACAGGUUUAAGACGUCAAAGAAUGCUAGCUCACAGUCUGCGUCGCAUUCAAUCUCACGCAAGCGCAGUGAUAGACCAAGCUCUCCCGAAGAAUUUGACGUCGGGAGUGAAUCAACCACCUCCAACACAGCACAUUCUACCACUCCUGGAGGCAGGACUAGGUUACCUUAUGGUCCCGAGGACUUGGAGGGCCCCGAUGAUAUAGCGGCGACGUUCAAUCAUCCCCAGGCUGAUGCGCCCAACCGUGUGGAUCAGCCAUGGACGUGUGGUUCUCCCCUGGGCGGAAGCCCGACCUGGCGGCUGCCUCAACCCAAGGCUUGCUAUCCUGUAGACACAGCGGUCACGAACACGAAAAAUGGCUCGCCCAUUGCAAACGGCCUACAGACUUCAGAAGAGAGGGCCUUCUUUCUCCGCCACUUUUCAAACACACCAGGAAAAUGGAUGGACUUGUUCGAUCAAGAUUGCUUCUACAGCCGCCAAGUACCCAUACUGGCCCUGUCCAGCCCCCUCAUCAUGUCCUCAGCGUGUGCGUUUGCGGCUCGGCAACUGAGCUUGACCGUGGGACGACAACCGCCACCAAGCCCUUACUGUACUGCUACCCAGAGUCAUGCAGAUAACAUGCAGAAGCGCGACUACGCGUGGUUCGCCGAGGCGUACUACGAUGCGGCCAUAUCGCUGCUCCGACAGCACACUUCAGAUGUUGCGGCACAAGGCCAGACGCCAGUCGUCCAUACAGGCACAGAUGCAGAAGCUCCCAUAGUCCCUCGAGCGCGGGUCCACGAUGAAGUUGUCGUUGCCGUCACCAUCCUAAGCAACUACGAAUUUCUAGGCGGCGUUGCUCCAAACUGGUCCUCCCACCUCGACGGCGCCCGCUCUUUCCUGCGUCUGGCAGACGAGGCCGGCUUCUUGGACUUUGCUUAUCCAUCUCCUACUGCCAACUCUUCUCCAGGUCCCUUGCAGCCACUUCGCCAUGCAUUUUGGAAUUUUGUUCGGCAAGACAUGCUCUCCGCCCUGAUACAUGGGCGAAGGACACGGGUAGAAAUGGACGAUAUCGCCAUGUGGCGACGGAUGGGCCUCAACCUGGAUCCAAACGGCCGCGUCGCCGACUUGGGUAGUGCAUCUCAGCAGCACGACAGCGCUGAUAGGGUCGACAUGAUUUCAAACACUCUGGUUUGGCUACUGGCCAAACUCGUCAACUUUUUGGCAACGUCGAACGACGAGGUCAAUACUUGGUCAAAUCCAGCUGAAUCGGAUGCCAUGCCAGAGACUGAUACAUUCCGGAGCAAGUGGUUUGCGCUCAAAGAUGAGUUACAGCUGUGGUUCGACACCUUGCCGCCCAUAUUCCAGCCAUGUAGUCGGGUAUCCCUGCCGAACAAGAGCUCGAGCAGGAGCUCGAGCUGCCAAUGCAGAGCUCAACCACUCAUCGACCACGAGACUUGGUAUAGUGACAAUAUGUGCGCAUCCUCUAUGCAGUCAUACUACAUGGCGCACAUCAUCCUGCUGUUGCACAAGCCACGGGCUGUCUCCGUACGGCAGCUGCCCUGGGCGUCGGGGACACAGCCUACUGGCCGGAGCCGAUUUCCGGAUACCCUCGCGGACUUGAACCAAAUGAAUGAAAUGCUGCAGUAUUUUGCCGUUGAGAUUUGCGCCAUCGCAUUGUCGCGUCCUGAAGAAGCGGCGCGCGUUCAUAUGCUCCAACCGCUUUAUUUGGCUGGCCGAUGCCUCACCGGCAUCAUGGAUCGCGGUAUGGUGGUGCAGCUGAUCGACAGUAUCGAGGACGAGCUCGGAUGGCAUGCUAAAUAUCGAGUUGACGCGCUUCUCGAGGAGUGGGACUUGACCAGAGAGGCAUUGGUGUGCUGCCAUGGGACUGCUUGAAUCAAGGACACGGAAACCUGGGAAGAAAGUCUAGGAGAGAGGGUACGUACUGUUCAGGAUCUCAUCCAUUUGAUGCAAACCCACGCAGCAUCUGCAAUCUUUGCCAGAUGCAAUUUAGCA